GACGCCCGGGACCCGGAUGGAGGUGCUGAGGUUUGAGCUCGGCGGGGGUGGUCUGGACGCGCGGGCGCGGAGACCCGGCGCCAGCUCUGGAGCUCUGGAGUUCUCCCGGGAGGGAAGCUGUCAAACGGAGGCCGAGAGAAAUUAGGCGGAGGCUGUAGAGCCGCGAGGAGCCCCGCCCCUCCGCCAUAGCGGCCCCCGGCGCCGCCUCUUCCUUUGCGGCCUCCGGCCCUCGUCUGCUUCCGGCCCUGUUGCCUGGCCCGGCCCUGUGGUUCCCUCGGGACGAAGUCCUGGGCCGUGGCUGCCUUGGGCCCAUGUGUGACAUUUUCUUCCUUGGGUGUUAGAGUUUAGAAGCCUGAGGAAGCUCAGACGUGGCGAGAGGAUGUGGCCCCUGGACCCAUCCCAGAAAGAGGUGCUGAGAUUUGCAGUCAGCUGCCGCAUCCUGACCCUAACGCUACAGGCACUCUUCAAUGUCAUCGUCCCAGAUCACCACGCUGAUGCCUUUUCUCCUCCCCGCCUGGCCCCCUCGGGCUCUGUGGAUCAGAUUGUGGAAGGUCUCCUGGGUGGUCUGUCUCGAUGGGAUGCAGAACACUUCCUGUUUAUUGCUGAGCACGGCUACCUUUAUGAGCACAACUUUGCCUUCUUCCCUGGUUUCCCCUUGGCCCUGCUGAUGGGAACUGAACUGCUGAGACCUUUGCAGGGCCUCUUGAGCCAGCGCAGUUGCCUGCUGGUCUCAGUAGCACUUCUCAACUUCCUGUUCUCUGUGCUGGCUGCACUCACACUUCAUGAUUUGGGUUGUCUGGUUUUGCACUGUCCUCGCCAGGCCUACUAUGCAGCCAUGCUCUUCUGCCUCAGCCCCGCCAAUGUUUUCUUGGCAGCUGGUUACUCGGAAGCUUUGUUUGCCUUCCUGACUUUCAGCGCCAUGGGGCAGCUGGAGAGGGGCCGGAGAUGGGCAAGUGGGCUGCUCUUUGCUCUUGCCACUGGGGUGCGCUCCAAUGGGCUAGUCAGUGUCGGCUUCCUCCUAUAUUCUCAGUGCAGAGGCUUUUUCUCUUCUCUUAUGGUGCUGAACCCCCUGAAACAGCUCGUCAGGCUGAUGGCCUCUCUCUGCCUGUCCGCACUCACUGUCAGCCUUCCCUUUGCUCUCUUUCAGUAUUAUGCUUAUACCCAGUUCUGCCUACCAGGCUCUGCCCAUUCCAUUCCUGAGCCUCUAGUACAGUUAGCUGUGGACAAAGGCUACCGGAUUACAGGAGAAAAUGAGCCCCCAUGGUGCUCCUGGGAGCUUCCCCUAAUAUACAGCUAUAUCCAGGAUGUCUACUGGAAUGUUGGCCUUCUGCGAUACUAUGAGCUCAGGCAGGUGCCCAAUUUUCUACUAGCUACACCAGUAACUGUACUGGUUGUGUGGGCAACCUGGACAUAUGUGACCACCCACCCUCGGCUCUGCCUUACACUUGGGCUGCAAAGAUGCAAGAAUAGUAAGACCCUAGAGAAGUCCCAUCCUGGCUUCCUCAGUCCAAAGGUGUUUGUGUACCUGGUCCAUGCUGCAGUGCUGCUGCUCUUUGGAGGGCUGUGCAUGCAUGUUCAGGUUCUCACACGAUUUUUGGGCUCUUCUACUCCUAUUGUGUACUGGUUUCCAGCUCACUUGCUUCAGAAUCAAGAGCCACUGUUGAGAUCUGUGGACACAGUACCUGAGGAAAACGCCCCACCAGGAAUAAAGGCCCCCAGAAACUGUAUCCUGAAACUCUUGUACAACUGGAAGGCCUGUUCUCCAGUCACAAGAUGCAUCCUAGGCUAUUUCCUGACGUACUGGCUCCUGGGACUACUACUCCAUUGCAACUUCCUGCCUUGGACUUGACCUGGAGUCUCGAGGGACAAGCUGGAAGCUGGUUUAACCCAGGGGCUGAAAGCUUCCAAACACACUGGCUGGACUGCCUGCACACCCUAGCGCAUGUCCGUUAGGAUCUACCCUGACCCCUGGGGGCCACGCAGGAAUGGAGAGUGUGAGCACAGCAGCCAGCCCCUUCUUGUCCAGGGUGGAACAAGUUUAGAGAAGGAGCAUUUUCUCUACUGAGUGGAGCCGCCUCGAAUCUCCCGGGUCAGCAGCAUCAAACAAUCUUAACCCUCCUACUGACCCAUGUGGAAGGUUUUUGUUUUUUGGGACAGGGUUUCUCUGUAGACCUGGCUGUCUAGGAACUCGCACCAGGCUGGCCUCUAACUCUACCUACAUCUGGCUGCCCAUGUGUAAAUUUAAAUAUUUGAUCAAAGCUCUAGGCAACAGCGUGGUCCCCCCAAGAUGGUGGGGACAGUUCAGCAAAGGAAAAAGGAACCACCUGCUCUAAGUGAAACGUUUUCUUUAUGAUGUGUGCAUUUAUAUUAAAAAUCCUACUCACUGGGGCUGGAGAGAUGGCUCAGCGGUUAAGAGCAUUGCCUGCUCUUCCAAAGGUCCUGAGUUCAAUUCCCAGCAACCACAUGGUGGCUCGCAACCAUCUGUAAUGAGGUCUGGUGCCCUCUUCUGGUCUGCAGGCAUACGCACAGACAGAAUACUAUAUACAUAAAAUAAAUAAAUAUUAAAAAAUUAAAAAAAAUCCUACUCACUAUGAAAAUUUAAAAACUUGUAUUUGCAAUGAAUUACCUUUUAUUUGGGGAGAGAGGUGGAUCAUGGGAGUUAAGACAGGGUCCCCCUGUGUAUGUAGUUCAGGCUAGUCUGAGAUCCACCUGUCUGCCUCCUGAGUGCUGGUACUAAAGGUGUGUGCCAAGGCUCUGCUAAGUUACUUUUUAUAAAUUAUAGGGCUUGGCUAGAACUCAGUAAUAAAGCAUGUGAGGCCCUAAUUUCAAUAAUAAAUGAUUUGGAGCAGAGCACAGGAUCCGAACCCUGGAUCCUUAUCCUCAUGUUCCGACUAUGUCAUCCUAAACUACUUCCAGAGCUUUUUACCUGCUCUGAAUCUUGAGGUUACCUUAAACAGAUCCCAAUCUGAACACCUGGAGGCUCAAAUGUGACCCUAGUGGAAAGU
Chionomys nivalis (European snow vole) is the source of this 3005-nucleotide messenger RNA. It is a transcript of the gene Pigv, whose product is annotated as phosphatidylinositol glycan anchor biosynthesis class V. Gene Ontology annotation, biological process: GPI anchor biosynthetic process. Gene Ontology annotation, cellular component: endoplasmic reticulum membrane; mannosyltransferase complex. The record is from RefSeq and is a predicted model, not a curated record. NCBI's taxonomy places the organism in Eukaryota, Metazoa, Chordata, Mammalia, Rodentia, Cricetidae. The coding region runs from base 380 to 1849 and encodes 489 amino acids. The transcript is spliced from 4 exons. Gene Ontology annotation, molecular function: GPI mannosyltransferase activity; alpha-1,6-mannosyltransferase activity.